Molecule: messenger RNA, 774 nt
Organism: Aspergillus ruber CBS 135680
Lineage: Eukaryota; Fungi; Ascomycota; Eurotiomycetes; Eurotiales; Aspergillaceae
Exons: 1
Coding region: 17-709 (230 amino acids)
Source: RefSeq, a predicted model, not a curated record
CUUCCCCAACGCCGAGAUGGCAACCGGGAUUGCAGAGCUCGAACCGGACGUGUACGCCAUUAUAACACCCAACACUGUCUGGAAGGUGGAUUUGAACAAUGGCACGAAGAACACUCCAACGCGAAUCGCCACACUCCAGUCCGCCAGAACGCUCAAUGGUAUGGCGGUAUUGGAUCCUGAUACUCGAACGGUGGCUAUCUCAGACUCUGAGGCUGGAUUGGUCUGGCGUCUCGAUACCAGUACUGGAAACUAUACCGUAAUACUGAAGGACGAGACCAUGGCUGCAAAUACAAAGGAAGGUGUCUUGCUCGGGAUCAACGGAUUGAGGGUACACGAUGGUCAUGUCUACUAUGUCAACACACCAGAACGACUUUUCUGCCGUAUCCCAGUGAACACAACGACUGGUCGAGCAACUGGCUCUCGCGAAAUCAUCAGCCAAGGCGCGCUGGCAGAUGACUUUGCCAUUAGUCGCCAGGGAGUUGGAUAUCUUGCUGGUCUAACAGAUAGUGUCGUGACGCGGGUCUUUGCGAAUGGGACACAGGAAGUGAUUGCAAACUCAAGUGCGUUGAUGUCCGCUACGUCAGGGGCAUUUGGACAGCUUGGUGGCUCGGAUGUUUUGUAUAUCACGACUGGAGGGGAGACAUUGCAUGUGGUCAAUGGUACGAGUUCGAAGGGAGGGAAAAUACUGGCGUUGUCUCUCGGCCCCUAGAAACUUGGAUAUACCACGACGCCAAAAUGUCGCAUUCUAUAUUUGCUAAAGCGACUGUAGCUAGC